UCCGCGUUGGCCGAGGGGGGGACAUACGCUGUUAUCGCGAUAACAUGCGAGAAUUCCCGGGGCAGGUAGUACGGACGCAUGCUAAUGGCUAACAGCUCAAAGACAUCAAAAUUCAACAGCAAUAUUUUAUUGAAACAUAUUUUAAAUCUAAAAAUGCAGUUUAACCAGCCACAGCUGAUUCUCAUUGUAGAUGAACAUCUACACAGGUGUUACUCCUUCAAUUUCAUUACAAAAGGAGACAACUGCUGAAUAGGUUUGUUUUGUGAUGUAAACAUGGACCCAGCCAGAAAUGGAGAAGUGGCUGAAAGAGGAAGAAGAGUGGCUGGGAGGGGGUGAGGAAUACGUAUGCGUGGUGGAAGAAGAAUAAGAGGAAGAUCAAGAGCUGUAGUCGCAGAUGAGAUCAGAGCUACUGUAAUUGAUCAUGUAGUAAAUCAUGGUCACUCAAUGAGAGAGGCUGGUCAGAGAGUGCAGUCAAAUCUGCAACGCUCUACAGUGGCAUCUAUUGUUAGAGUUUUCCGGCAAGCCAACAGGUAACUUGUAUUCUGCAAGGGCAUUUGCACAUUUCAGAAGUAAAUAAGCUUUUGUGUAAUUGUUGUUGCAUUUCUGCUUAGGACUCAACGGUUACCUCACACAGGAGAGAGAGGAUGGAUGUUCACUGAUGUGCAGGAAACUGUCAUUGUUGAUAUGGUCAUCAGAAACAAUGGGAUAAAACUCACUGAAAUUAGACACAGAGUCUUGGCAGACAACGUUACUUUCACAAAUAUUCACAGUGUAAGCAUAACAACAAUUUCUAGAGUCCUGAAAAAACAUCAGGUCAGGAUGAAACAGUGGUACACUGUGCCUUUUGAGAGGAACUCUGAACAUGUCAAGCAACUCAGGAACCAGUAUGUCCAGAGAGUCAUGGAGAUUGAAGGCAGGCAAACACACCACAUUUUCAUCUUUGUGGAUGAGGCAGGUUUCAACUUGGCCAAAGCACGGCGACGAGGGAGGAAUGUGAUUGGGAAGAGAGCCACAGUGAAUGUCCCGGGCCAGAGGGGUGCCAACAUCACAAUGUGGGCAGCAAUAUCCACUGAUGGACUGCUGUUACACAGACCACUAAUUGGGCCAUACAACACUGAACGGCUCCUUGCGUUCCUGCAUGAUCUCUAUGGAAGGGUUGUGCUAGGUGAGGAAAGGGAUGCGGAGAGAAGGAAUCAGCCAACAUUUAUAACUGUAUGGGACAACGUGGCAUUUCAUCACUCCCGUGCAGUCACCGAGUGGUUUGCAGCCCAUCCCAGAAUGGAGUCUCUUUUCCUCCCACCUUACUCUCCAUUCCUCAACCCCAUAGAGGAAUUCUUUUCCUCAUGGUGGUGGAAGGUUUACGACCAUCAUCCACAUGAUCAAAUGUCCCUCCUGGAUGCAAUGAAUGCUGGAUGCCUGGAGAUAUCAGCAGAAGAUUGCCAGGGAUGGAUCAGGCAUGCCAGAAGAUUCUUUCCUAGGUGUAUUGCCCUAGAUGACAUAAGAUGUGAUGUGGAUGAGAACCUGUGGCCAAAUGGAGAAGACCGAGUAGAUUAGCAUUACUAUUGUAUGUGUAUCAGUGGAUGGUGUGUAUACAAAUCCUUGUAUUUUGGGAUUACUCAGUGCAAAAAAAUAAAAAUACAUA
Messenger RNA from Oreochromis niloticus (Nile tilapia), 1642 nucleotides. RefSeq lists its product as uncharacterized. Gene Ontology annotation, molecular function: nucleic acid binding. The record is from RefSeq and is a predicted model, not a curated record. Bases 649 to 1554 code for a protein of 301 amino acids. The transcript has 3 exons. Lineage: Eukaryota; Metazoa; Chordata; Actinopteri; Cichliformes; Cichlidae.